CCCGCGCCCCGCAGCCCCGCAGCCCCGCGGCGCCAUGGACCCGGCGCAGGCCGAGCAGGCCGGCGAGCAGGUGGCGGAGAAGCUGCUCUGGUACCGGCGGGACCCGGCGGGCUGGAAGACCUGCCGGGAAGGCAAUGCAGUGACAGUGUCCUGGAGGCCAUCUGUGGAGUUCCCAGGGCACCUGUACCGAGGAGAGGGGGUUCUGUCCGGGUCACCGCAGCAGGUGUGGCAGUGCCUGAAGCCCGGCGAGGGGGGCCUGCGGGAGAAGUGGGAUGAGAACGUGAGCAGCGUUGAAAUUAUCCAGAGCUUCUCAGAUGCACUCAACAUAACCAGAACCACAACGCCUUCUGCUGCCAUGAAGCUCAUUUCUCCCAGGGACUUUGUGGAUGUGGUGUUAGUCAAGAAGUACGAGGAUGGGACCAUCGGCACCAAUGCCACACACAUCGAGCACCCGCUGUGCCCCCCGAAGCCAGGCUUUGUGAGAGGAUUUAACCAUCCUUGCGGCUGCUUUAUCGAGCCUGUGCCAGGGGAGCCCGACAAGACCAACCUGGUCUCCUUCUUCCAGUCCGACCUAAGCGGCUUCCUCCCACAGAGCGUGGUGGAUGCCUUCUUCCCACGCAGCAUGGCUGAGUUUUACCCCAACCUUCAGAAAGCGGUGAAGAAAUUCUGUAGCUGACCCUCUACUGCCGGCCUGGAGCGCCCGGAGCUGCCCGGCCUCCUCGGAGCACAGCCGGCCACCGCCACUGCCACUCAGGGCUUGCCCAGAAAUGGGGACGGCAGCCAGGUGGACCAGGCUCCAGCCAUCCCAGACUGACGGCGCGCGGGCACCGUGGGAGACGCUGUCCCCGCGACCAUGUCCCCUGUUCUCAUCACCUGGAGCACUGCACACCUGCUGCGUUCUUCUGACAGACCCUCCCCCACGCCCCAUCCAUGGCUUCUAUACCGCCUAAGACUCGGGCCCACAAUUUGGAGAAAUGAGAGUUUAAACCAUCAGAUAAGAACAAGAAAAAGCCAGGCCGGGCGCCAGUGGCUCACAGCUGUCAUCCUAGCUACUCAGGAGACUGAGAUCUGAGGGUCACAGUCCAAAG
Dipodomys spectabilis (banner-tailed kangaroo rat) is the source of this 1088-nucleotide messenger RNA. It is a transcript of the gene Stard5, whose product is annotated as StAR related lipid transfer domain containing 5. The transcript is spliced from 6 exons. Bases 35 to 676 code for a protein of 213 amino acids. The record is from RefSeq and is a predicted model, not a curated record. Gene Ontology annotation, molecular function: lipid binding. NCBI's taxonomy places the organism in Eukaryota, Metazoa, Chordata, Mammalia, Rodentia, Heteromyidae.